Messenger RNA from Thermochaetoides thermophila DSM 1495, 1062 nucleotides. RefSeq names its product electron transfer flavoprotein alpha subunit-like protein. Gene Ontology annotation, cellular component: mitochondrion. Bases 1 to 1062 code for a protein of 353 amino acids. The transcript has a single exon. Gene Ontology annotation, molecular function: electron transfer activity; flavin adenine dinucleotide binding. The record is from RefSeq and is a predicted model, not a curated record. NCBI's taxonomy places the organism in Eukaryota, Fungi, Ascomycota, Sordariomycetes, Sordariales, Chaetomiaceae.
AUGCUGUCGUCGGCUGGUCGUCGGGCCUUUGCGGCACUGGCCCGCCCGACUCUGCGCAGUGAUGUGGCCUUCGCCUUCCGCCCCUCCCCCGCCGCCCUGAGGCGUCUCCUCUCCGCCCUGGCCGUCCUCGAACAGCGCGACGGCAAGCUCAAUGCAGGCUCCCUGAGCGCCGUCACCGCUGCCAAGCAGCUGGGCGGCAGCGUCCAUGGUUUCAUCGCCGGCAGCAACAUCAAGGCCGUGGCUGAAGAGGCAGCCAAGAUCGAGGGCGUCGAGAAGAUCAUCGCAGUGGACAACCCGGCGUACGAUAAGGGCCUGCCCGAAAACUACGCGCCGCUGUUGGUUGAGAACAUCAAAAAGGGCGGCUACACUCACGUUGUGGCCGGCACUACUGCCUUCGGCAAGAACGUCAUGCCCCGCGUGGCCGCCCUGCUUGACUCGCAGCAGAUCUCGGAUAUCACAGCCGUCCAGGACGACAAAACCUUUGUGCGGCCUAUCUAUGCCGGCAACGCCAUCGCAACCGUCGAGUCUACCGACGCCGUCAAAGUCAUCACCGUGCGUGGCACCGCCUUUCCCGCUGCCGCCGUGGGCAGCGGCUCAGCUGCCGUUGAGGAGGGCGUCGAUCCCAAGGCCGACAGCCCGACUGAGUGGGUGAGCGAGGACCUGGCCAAGUCUGACCGUCCGGAUCUGGCAACGGCUAGCCGUGUUGUCUCGGGCGGUCGUGGUUUGAAGAGCAAAGAGGACUUCGACCGCAUCAUGCUCCCGCUGGCUGAUGCCCUGGGCGCUGCUGUUGGUGCUUCCCGUGCUGCUGUGGACAGCGGCUACGCAGACAACAGCCUGCAGGUCGGGCAGACGGGUAAGGUGGUGGCACCACAGCUCUACGUGGCCGUCGGCAUCUCAGGUGCUAUCCAACACUUGGCGGGUAUGAAGGACAGCAAGGUUAUUGCGGCUAUCAAUAAGGACGCCGAGGCUCCCAUUUUCCAGGUCGCUGAUGUUGGCUUGGUGGGUGACCUCUUUGAGAAGGUACCGGAGUUAACGGAGAAGCUCAAGAAGGCGCAGGCAUAG